ACAAUCUCAUCUAUCGCAUCUCAUCUCAUCACUCCUCUCCCCAAGGAUGCUGCGGCACCCAUGCCCUACAAAUGGGCCUGCCAACCCCAUUUCAUUCCCUUCAUCCUCUCAUUCCUUCCUUCACCCAUUCACUCAGUCCUUUUUUUCCUGCUUUCCUCCACCAUGACCGUCAACAAGCCGAAGUCAGAGGAGGCUAUUAUUGAGGCACUGCGCAAGAAUCUGGAGGCUGUUUCACUGGACCUCAGGAACACACAGCUGGACCUCCUGGAGGCUAACGAUAGCCUUGCGUCAACACAGGAAGAGCUUGAGGACACUGAGGCCAAGCUCGAAGAGACUCAACUCGAGCUGCAAAACACUCGUGAUGCUCUUGCCAACACCGAGCGUGCGCGCCAAGCAGCCAACCUCGACCGCCGAAAGGAUGUUGAGCGCAGCUUGAAGCGAUUUAUUGCUAAAAAUCCGGAGCUCGAUGCCGUUAUUAUGGACGAGUUGCGAUUCGAUCGCUCUCCUCGAGGGCACCAUGUCUACCAGCAUAUCAAGGACGACAAGGAUGCGCCGAUCGAGUUCAGUCGCCGCAACUUCGCGCUCAAGAACGGUCACACCGAGGACGACGUGAUUGAGUAUAUCGCCAUUGUCUACAACACCCAUACUCAGGGGAGUCUCUAGUUUUUUUCUCAAGAAGCUGGAAGCCAAUAAAGACUCACGUUUCAACAAAAACAUUCGAUGUUCCUGACUCUUGGUGCAUUUUAAUAGACAG
Molecule: messenger RNA, 754 nt
Organism: Gamsiella multidivaricata
Lineage: Eukaryota; Fungi; Mortierellomycota; Mortierellomycetes; Mortierellales; Mortierellaceae
Exons: 3
Coding region: 61-663 (200 amino acids)
Source: RefSeq, a predicted model, not a curated record